GAAAUUGCACUAGCAUGUUGUAGUGCUGCAAUAUUAUAUUAUAAAAGUACAAUUAUUUAUAAAAAUUCUAGACAUAAAACUAAUAGGUAAUUAAGUAUUAGGAUAGAGUAAGUUCCAUUUAACAGCUGUUUAUUCAUUUUAAAGUAACAUAAUAUUACAGAUAAUUCUUCGAAAAAAAUAAUGGAAUCUAUUGAUGAGAGUCUAUCCAUUUUCACAAAUACAUUUACUGAUCAUAUCCGAAAUGAAUUUGAAGUAGCAACUGUGCAAACAGCAAUUUCUACAGACCAAAUGAAGCUAACGGGCUUAGAAAAUACCCUGGGUAGAACUUGCUAAUAAGUGUUCAACAGAAUCUAAUAUUUUAGUCGGAAUUUCAGAUCUAGAAUCAUUAAAAAUUUCUGAGAGUAUGAGAUGUAACUCUUGUGACAUAGACCUAUCAAAUCGAGAUGAACAGGUGACUCAUUACAAAAGUGACUGGCAUCGCUGUAAUUUGAAAAGAAAAUUGAAAAAUUUAGAAAAGAUAAGCGAAGAAAAAUUUGACGUUGCUGAUGUUGGAGAUAUAUCGAGUAUUUCGGGAUCAGACAGCGAAAGUGAACUUGAAGAGAUUAUAGAUGAAAGUUCAGUACAAGAAAGUGACCAUAAAAUACGCCAUCCCAGACUUUUUCUCCGGAAUAAAGAGGGAAAGCUUUUUUCAAUUUUUCAUUGUAUUCUCUACAACAAAAAGGAUGAACCGGAGAAUGAAAACGAUUUACGAGAAAUAAUUAAAGGGUUGGCUAUAAAAACAAAAUGGUCAAUUUUCAUGUUAAGUGGUGGCCAUUUUGCGGGUGCAGUUUUUGAUAAGAAUGCUAUGAUUUUACACAAAACAUUUCAUCGAUAUGUUGUUCGCGCUAAGAGGGGUACUGUUCAGAGCCAACAUGAUAAAAAAGGGGGUCAUGCUAAGAGUGCCGGAGCUAACCUCAGACGCUACAACGAGGCUUCAUUAACUCAACAAAUUCAAAAUAUUCUUAAAGAAUGGUCUUGUGAUAUAGCUACUUCAUCCAGAAUAUUUAUUCGUUGUUCUAUGUCAUCUAGGAGUAUUCUCUUUAGCGGUAAAAGUCCAGUAUUAUUGAAGGAUGAUAAAAGAAUUACACAUAUGCCAUUCCCUACGAGAAGGCCAACUUUGAAGGAAGUUCAACGAGUUCAUGCUAAACUUAGCAACUGCUUAUUUUACAGCGACGAAUCUGUUCUUGUAAGAUCACCACCGCAAAAAGUAAAGAAAUCGCCCGUACGACGAGAAAAUAUUAAAAGUAACACUUCAAAGCGAAAAAAAAGGAGGAAUAGCAUAGAUUCUGAAGAGAUUGAGAAACAAGAAUCCUCAACUGAAGAUGAUGAAGAUGAUUGUAUUACAAAUUAUAACCUUACUGCUGCCAUGGAGACUUUUUCUACUGGUAAUUUGAAAGAGUAUGAGCACUCCUUUGGUAAUAAAAAAGAAGACGAGCUUAAAAAAUUACGUAAUGAAAUCUAUACAUACUGCAAAUAUGGAGAUGAGAGCAAGCUGAAAGACGCCUUAAAAGAUUCUAAAGUAACAAAGAAAUUUUUAAAUGAGCGAUUUGGUAGAGAAGACACAACAUUUCUUCAUACAGCAUGCAAAAAUAAAUUCGAAAAUAUCAUCGUCCUAUUACUUGAUGUUGGCUGUGAUCCUACAAUUCGAGAUAAAAGUGGUUCCUAUCCUUACGUGGUUGCCCAAGAUCGACAAACUAGAAACAUAUUAAGGAAAUAUAGAACAGCUAAUCCUACACAAUACGAUUAUGAAAAAGCCCAAGUGAGUUGUGUACUUAAUGUAUACUGUGUAACAAAUUGAUCCAUAUAUUUGACAGAUUCCUUUUGCACUCUCCGAAGAGCAUGAAAAUGAAAAGAAAGAAAAGGAGGCUGAAAAGCGAAAAGCGCAAAAGAAGGCUAAAAAAGAUAGACUGAAAGAAAAGAAAGCAAAGGAAGUAGAAAUCAAAAAAGAAGAGGAAGAGAGAAACAGAUAUUUAAAAUUGAGUGAUCGCGAAAAGCGGGCUCUGGCUGCUGAGAGGAGAUUUGCAACCCAGAUGACAUCAUCCUCGACCAGCUCUAUUCCGGUUUUAACCAGAUGUUUUCAAUGUGCAAUUGAUAUAACUGGCAAGGUGCCUUUUGAAUAUUUCGAUUUUAAAUUUUGUACACCAAAAUGCUUGAAAGAGCAUAAGUUAUCGAAUAAAAGUUGAUUUUCGUGCCUCAAUAAACACCUGGGAAGGAACUAGUUUUUUUUUGUAAAGAAAAUGUCUAGUCCUAGUGAAGCAGCUGUCGAAAAAAAGGAUGAUUCAUCCUAUGAAUCAUUCGAGUGAAUAAAUUACCCCAAAAGAUUAUUUAUGCUCGUUGUGUUUCUU
This is a messenger RNA of Dimorphilus gyrociliatus, 2384 nucleotides long. The record is from the annotation of a GenBank genome assembly. NCBI's taxonomy places the organism in Eukaryota, Metazoa, Annelida, Polychaeta, Dinophilidae.